Desarmillaria tabescens is the source of this 503-nucleotide messenger RNA. RefSeq lists its product as uncharacterized. The transcript has 2 exons. NCBI's taxonomy places the organism in Eukaryota, Fungi, Basidiomycota, Agaricomycetes, Agaricales, Physalacriaceae. The record is from RefSeq and is a predicted model, not a curated record. Bases 100 to 369 code for a protein of 89 amino acids.
CGAGGUCCAGACGUUGGAGCAGAGAGAAAUGCCGGCAUCCAGGCGUUGCACAGAGGAGCCUAGUUGCCUUCAAGUUUCUCUAUAAGAAAGUAAAUUGGGAUGCUGAUACCGGUGCUUAUCAUGAUACCGUAUUAUUCCGUUUUGGUGGGAGUAAUCGUUUUGUGUUGGGGUUCAACGUUAACGUUGCAACCGUCAGCGCUCUGUACUCAAUUUCUACCUUGCCUAGUGCUAUCAUAUAGAAACAGGGAGCAGUCCAAGAGCCAGGCGCGACUCAGCAUAGCUCCUUGUCUGCGCUUCAUUCUGUUCUCAAUCUAUUGUUCACAAAUUUCGUUCAAAGCGCGGAAAUGUCGGCAGGCUGGGAGCAGUUAAUUAAUUACAGGUAUUAAUUCUGAUGUGGCGGUGCCUCUUGUUUUCAGCCAAGCUGCCAGUGCGGGGUUUAUAACCCACUAUCAUCUUGGUUGUCGUAAAUUCAAAGAAGUCGAACCUAGUCAAAGUUCGAACAC